UUCAUGCGAUUUGCAAAAAAUAAAUUAGUUUAAUUAAGUUAAGCGCAUAUGAAUCGUGCUAAUUAAAAGUUGCUGUGGAGCAAGGUUUGCGUUGCGCCGGCAACUUAAAGAUGCCGAAAUCUGUAUGGAGUCUGUUGAGCGCUCUGCUCCUGUUGCUGGGCACACCCGUCAUCUCAUCACGUGUGUUCGAGUUGAGCGACCGCUUUAUUGAUGUGCGACACGAGGGCCAGUGGCUGGUAAUGUUCUAUGCGCCCUGGUGUGGGUAUUGCAAGCGGUUGGAGCCCAUCUUUGCAUUGGUCGGGCAGGCACUGCAUGCCACUAACGUGCGCGUAGGCCGGCUGGACUGCACAAAGUAUCCGGCAGCUGCUCGAGAAUUUAAGGUGCGUGGCUACCCAACGAUUAUGUUUGUCAAAGGGAACAUGGAGUUUACGUACAGCGGCGAUCGCAGCAAGGACGAGCUUGUGGACUAUGCUCUGCGCAUGUCUGGGCCGCCAGUACAACUAGUCACACGAACCGAAAGUGUUGACAUGCUGAAGGGUUCGCACACCAUAUUCUUUAUGUUUGUGGGGCAGCAGGAGGGUGUGGUGUGGGAUACCUACUAUGCGGCAGCGGAGGGAUAUCAGGAGCAUGGUUUCUUCUAUGCCACUAGCGAGGACAUUGCCACACAGCAUUUCGAUUUCGAGAAGCUGCCUGCUGUCAUUGUGUAUAAAGAGGAGCAGCAUCAUUUCUAUCCACAUGGUCAUGUGGCACACGAGAUGGAUCCAAAUGAAGUAAAUGAGACAAUAUUCCAGUGGGUCAAUGUCGAACGAUUCACUUUGUUCCCAAAAGUGACGCGCUUCAACAUACACCAGCUGCUGAAGACGAAAAAGUAUUUGGUGCUGGCUGUAGUCCAAGAGGACAAGCUCAGUCAGAUAGCCACGCACGAGCUGGAAUUCCGUGACAUGGUCGAGGGUGUCAUUCGCAAACAUCGACCGCGCUACCAUAAUAAAUUUCAGUUCGGUUGGAUUGGCGAACCAUCUAUUGCGCAUUCCAUCAUACUCGACCAGAUGCCAACGCCACACUUGAUAGCCAUCAACUCGACAACCCAGCAUCACUACAUACCCGACGAUGAUCCCUUGCAAAUGACGCCGCAGGCACUGCACAUAUUCCUAGAUUCGAUUAGCAAUGAGAGCGCCACUGCCUAUGGUGGCGAUACCUACUUUGUGCGUGUUAAUCGCGCACUCUUUGAGGUGCGAAAGUCCCUACGCGAUAUGUGGCAAGGAAAUCCCGUGCUGACGACCGUUAUUUUUGGUCUGCCAUUGGGCUUUCUCUCCCUCAUCCUAUAUUCCAUUUUCUGCGGCGAUUGCCUAGUAACUGAGGAGGAACAGGAUGAUCACGAAAAGAAGGAAUAAACCAUCCUCUCACCACUUUUUUCAUUUAUCAUUGUAAAACCAUUUUAUUGCUUUCGAAAAUUCCUGAGCGUACCAAGCCAAAUUCUAGUCGUAUUGCAAUGUCUGCCUUAAUUGCUAUCCUUGGCUGGACGAAUUUUGUAUUAAUUCAAUUUUGCAGACAUUGAACUUGAGUUAAAAAUUAAUUUAAUAAUAAAAAUAAUAGGUAAUUUAUAAA
Molecule: messenger RNA, 1605 nt
Organism: Scaptodrosophila lebanonensis
Lineage: Eukaryota; Metazoa; Arthropoda; Insecta; Diptera; Drosophilidae
Gene: Tmx3
Product: protein disulfide-isomerase TMX3
Exons: 3
Coding region: 111-1391 (426 amino acids)
Biological process (GO): peptidyl-cysteine oxidation
Cellular component (GO): endoplasmic reticulum
Molecular function (GO): protein disulfide isomerase activity
Source: RefSeq, a predicted model, not a curated record